ACGUUUCACUCGUUGUAAAAUACAUUGCGUCUGCCAUAUACCCACGUUGGAUUUUUGUUAGACACCUCAGUCUUAUUGUUGUUUCCAGCCUUAGCGCAUAUACAAACCAACGACCGAAUCGUUUGCAGCCAAUUCAUUAUUAUUAAUCGAAAUUCGUGCAGAGAAUUUAUUGUAAACAGUAUAUAGUGAGUUGCGCGUGUGCAUCGCUGUUCUCGUCUUACCGUUGAAAUUCUGUGCUCGUGCGGUGUUUGAUAGAAUUCGUUGCAUUUAUUUUUGGUUUCUCUUGUUUUUUUUUUACAUUGGAUAAAAGAAACACAAGCGGGAAAAAAUCCAAUCAUUCUCUCUGGAAGUUCAACCGAUUUCAUUUACCUUCGAGAAGCUAUUUGAUCAAAAUAUAUAUUGACAGACAGCCGAAAUAAAGUGAAGUAAAUCAACAAAAAAAGAAAACAAUAAGCGACACGAACGAGAGAGAAAGAGAGAGAGAGAGGCAGAGAGACAGUGAGAGAGAAGGAGGAAAAAAGAAGAAAACGAAAUGGCUGAACACACAGCAAAAUUCGAGACGCUCGACAGCGUUGAAGAGGAUCGUGUGCGAAAAAUGUAUGCAAAUCGCAGCAUUCUCAUAACAGGUGGAACUGGAUUCUUGGGAAAAGUUUUAAUUGAAAAAUUUUUGAGAACUUGUCCAGAAAUAGAAAAACUUUAUUUGCUCGUUCGCCCGAAGAGAGGUAGAGAACCAUGUGACCGACUGGGAGACAUCUUUAGCAAUGUGCUCUUUGACGGAUUGAAGGAAACACGAGGACUGGACACGAUCAUUAAUCAAUGUCAUGUGAUUUCCGGUGAUUGUUCUUUACCUGAUUUGGGCAUUUCAGACGACGACCGAAAAUUGUUAGCCGAAAAUGUGUCAAUUGUUUAUCAUUGCGCUGCAACGGUGCGAUUCGAUGAAACGUUGAAGCGUGCUGUUUUGCUCAACACCCGAGGCACCAAACUGAUGCUCGAACUGAGCAAAACAUUCAAGAAAUUGGCCCUAUUUUGCUAUGUGUCGACGUCAUACUGUCACCUGAAUGAAAGAUUGCUUAUGGAAAAACCGUAUCCAGCACCAGCUGAUCCGCAUCGUAUCAUUAAAUCGAUUGAAUGGCUUGACGAGGAAGUUGUGCAUGCAAUGACCAGGCAGAUUCUGGGCAAUUUCCCAAAUACGUAUGCGUUUACAAAGUGUCUGUCGGAAGCGUUGGUUGUCGAACAAAUGGAUGAAAUGCCAGCCGUUAUAAUGCGACCAUCGAUUGUGAUUCCAAUUCGAUAUGAACCGAUACCCGGCUGGACAGACAAUAUUAACGGACCAACGGGUUUGUUAAUUGGCGCUGGCAAAGGUGUACUUCGUUCGAUGUACUGUAAUUCAAGUAGCUACGGUGAUUACUUGCCUGUCGAUUAUGCCGUUAAUGGAAUAAUGGUUUCGUCUUGGAACUUUGUCUACAACAAAGAUUUUAGCCGUCGUGUUUAUCAUUUAGUGAGCUCGGCUGAAAUCAAAGUUUCUUGGAAGGAAUUGAUUGAUUGUGGUCGUUGGAUAAUAUGUAACAAAUUACCCUUAAACGGAGUCGUUUGGUAUCCAGGCGGAUCGAUGAAGAGCAGUCGCUUACAUCAUAACAUCUGCUGUAUACUAUUCCAUUGGAUUCCCGCUAUUCUGAUCGAUUGCUUAUUGUUCUGUCUUCGAUAUCCGCCUGUACUAUGCCGUGUUCAGCGACGGAUCCAAAAAGGUUUCGAUGUAUUCGAAUAUUAUGCCAACAACCAAUGGGACUUUGACAACAGUAAUGUACUUUAUCUGCGUACGAUAAUAAAUAAAACCGAAGAACAGCGAUACGCCAUAGAGGAUAAACAAAUCGAUAUGUACGAAUACUUUGAGCACUGUAUUCAUGCGGCCCGACUAUAUAUUCUAAAGGAAACGGAUGACACCAUUCCAGCGGCAAGACGUCACAUGAAAGUAAUGUACGCUGUCGAUAGAAUUGUCCGGUUCUUGUUCCUUGGCCUAUUCAUUUACUAUGUGGGUGGAGCAAUAUUCGGUUCGUUUUUCUCGACAAGCUCAGUGAUGAUAGCAGAUUCCAUCGUUGACACAUUGGACGCAAAUGUGUCAGCAUAAAAUUGUGUUAGCUCAUAAGAUUUAAAAAAUUGUUUUUCAUAUCAUUAAUACUACGACACUGCGAUGUCUCUAUAAAUAUAAUCAAAUACUUCAACAAGAAUAAUUCUUCUACGGGAACCAGAGAAAACCAUUAUUUAGUGCAAUCGAGACCUUAUUUUAUGAUUUUCUUUUUGUAAUUUUAAAUCGGUUUUAAAUCGUUGGACUCUUUUAAAAUCGAAUAAAAAUCAAGUGUAUGCGGAUAUUGUAACCAAAA
Molecule: messenger RNA, 2378 nt
Organism: Sitodiplosis mosellana (orange wheat blossom midge)
Lineage: Eukaryota; Metazoa; Arthropoda; Insecta; Diptera; Cecidomyiidae
Product: putative fatty acyl-CoA reductase CG5065
Exons: 10
Coding region: 533-2125 (530 amino acids)
Biological process (GO): long-chain fatty-acyl-CoA metabolic process
Cellular component (GO): peroxisome
Molecular function (GO): alcohol-forming very long-chain fatty acyl-CoA reductase (NADP+) activity
Source: RefSeq, a predicted model, not a curated record